Messenger RNA from Iphiclides podalirius (scarce swallowtail), 261 nucleotides. The record is from the annotation of a GenBank genome assembly. Lineage: Eukaryota; Metazoa; Arthropoda; Insecta; Lepidoptera; Papilionidae.
AUGGUUUUUUUCAUAUUCGAGCUGGGCAACGACGAGCCAAACUGUUCUGCGAGAAUGUCCAUUACACUUCCUGACAUGUUGCUUUUCCUGUUCAACCGACAGAUAAAACAGAUUAAGGUGACAGUGAACUUGGCGAGGUAUUUACAGAAGAGGCAGAGCGUAGGCGGCGCACUUGCUCUUGCGCAACCAUUUGGGAAGUCGAAACGGCGCGGUCGCCGCAACUACGGCGCAUCGGCCAUCAACACAUUAGCAUUCUACCGU